GUGGCGCGUGGAGGUGUGUCGCGUGAGGACGACGACGACGACAGACACCGCUCAUCACCAAUCGGACAAGGUGAAAACGGAGCGCUCUGGGACUUCAACCAAACAGAGCUCUCGCUAGACACAUUCUGGGUUGAACCCGUGGUGCGGGAAUGGAAGGGAGAGGGAGUCCAUCCACGUUUAUCGCUCAGUAGUCGUGUGGACCUGAAAGUGUGAGCAAGAGAGAGGAGAUCAUAAACGAUACCCUGUUGCAACGAAUUCGCUCUCAUGUUUUGGAAAGUCCAUAGCCCUACAUCACAAAGGUGAAUGCUGCAGCACAGCCCCCUGGAAAAGGAAUGAGCAAAGAAGUCUUGUGAUUAUUUGUUGAAGCAGCGGCGGCCAGCUUCUCCCCUGUCUGAGUCUCCCUCAAAGUGUGAGUAACACCAUGGGGAAUGGAUUAUCAGACCAGAUCUUCCCCAGCCUUCCUUCCUUCCAGGCCCUCCAUAUUGUCAUCCUGGGUCUGGACUGCGCUGGGAAGACCACUGUCCUCUAUCGCCUUCGUUUCAAUGAGUUUGUGAACACUGUCCCCACUAAGGGAUUCAACACGGAGAAGAUCAAAGUGUCCCUGAGCGCGGGCGGAAAGUCCUGGCGGAAGGCGGCGUUCCACUUCUGGGACGUGGGCGGUCAGGAGAAGCUCCGCCCCCUGUGGCGCUCAUACACGCGGUGCGCCGACGGUAUCGUGUUUGUGGUUGAUUCCGUCGACACGGAGCGUCUGGAGGAGGCCAAGACGGAGCUCCAUAAGAUCACGAGGUUAGCAGAGAACCAGGGUGUGCCUGUUCUAGUGGUGGCCAACAAGCAGGACCUGAGAAACUCCCUGCCGCUUCACGAGAUGGAGCGCUCUCUGGCGCUAGCAGAGCUGGGUAAUGGAACGCCCUGGCACCUGCAGCCCACCUGCGCCAUCAUAGGGGAGGGGCUACAGGAAGGUCUCGAGAAGCUCCACACCAUGAUCAUCAAAAGGAGGAAGAUGCAGAAAGCUCAACAGAAGAAGAAGAGAUGAUCGGAUUGGUCACACACACAACCGCCAUCAUGGCGGAGUUGGUGGAGUUACACAAGGACUUAAUGUGAGAUACCAAUGGUGAUGGACGGGGCGUUAAAACCUGUUAACCAUGAGCUGGACAUGUGGUGUUGACUAGUAUGGUCUACCAAUAAUGCUAGGUGUCUCCUUAUCAAUACAUUGACCAGGUGAUGUGAAGCACUCAGUGAUGGGUCAGCUGCUUGCCGGACUGCCUGCCUCCCUGCACGUCUGUCUUGGCUCAGUUGUAUCAGUCAAAUGGAAUGGGACUGAGUUUGUUCAGGGCUGUCUCGGGGUGUUGUCACGAUGUCCUCACGGGAACUGAUGGAAUAGAUUUGUUUCACCAUGCCAUGGACUUUAGAUGGUAACAGAACUGGCUGGCACAGCAACACGGGACAGUAGACGCUAAUGUAUUUUUUAAUUAUUUCGUCAUACCAUGAGACACACAAGAGUUCCCAGAGAGACAAAACAAUCAAAACGUUGAAGUGUCAGUGAAGUCAAAUGCACACUUGACUGUAUGCUGUCUUUACCUUCAAGUGUUACAAGUGUAUCUAGCCUAUUGUUCAAUCAGUUUGAAACAUGAAAACACAAUGAAAUGAUAGGUUUACUAAAGCUUUUGUUGACAAGGAGAUUACAUGUCGAAAACACAAAGAAUGACUAUCAAGUUGCAGUAGGAGUCAUGUUAGUGUGACCUCUGAAAUGUUGUCUUACAAUCAGUCAGUAUUAGAAGCAGGGGCGCAACUUUCACUGGGAACUGGGGACAUGCCCCCCCCCCACAUACACACAUUCUGAAAUUGCAUUUUUGAGAAUGUUUAAUCAUUGGAAUGUGAUACAAAAUGAGCCAACUGUGUGCUUUAGGACCAUGCGGACGCCUCCGAGCAGUCGGGUAAACUGUUUGGAGUGUUUGUCCGACUGGAUAAAAUAAAAUAAAAAAUGAUGUUCCCCCCUCUUCCAAAACCAAAGUUGCGCCUCUGUAUACAAGUUUAGAGAAAAGUUCACAAUAAGCUCAAUGAUGAUGAUUCACUGAGAAGAAAAUACAGAGAUGGACAUUUUUAAACGUAAGUGUAACAACAUUAGUGUCUCAUCAGUGAUAAAUUAUUAGGAUCUACAGCAGUUAGGCUAUUUAAUGUUACGAUCACUUGGGUGAAGUAUGUCAAGGUGGGGUAUAAACUCAGUUCAACUCAGCACUAUUGGUGUCAGUGGUUGUAGUUGUGUCUUGUGUAAUUCUGUUGAUUGUCAGGCUCAGUUGGCUAAGCAAUCUCUGAAUAUUCCUUCCUGACAGCGGUCUGAUCUG
This is a messenger RNA of Oncorhynchus gorbuscha (pink salmon), 2342 nucleotides long. RefSeq names its product ADP-ribosylation factor-like protein 4A. Gene Ontology annotation, biological process: intracellular protein transport; vesicle-mediated transport. Lineage: Eukaryota; Metazoa; Chordata; Actinopteri; Salmoniformes; Salmonidae. The transcript has 2 exons. Gene Ontology annotation, cellular component: cytoplasm. The record is from RefSeq and is a predicted model, not a curated record. Gene Ontology annotation, molecular function: GTP binding; GTPase activity. The coding region runs from base 422 to 1033 and encodes 203 amino acids.